Molecule: messenger RNA, 3905 nt
Organism: Mytilus californianus (California mussel)
Lineage: Eukaryota; Metazoa; Mollusca; Bivalvia; Mytilida; Mytilidae
Exons: 2
Coding region: 1832-3313 (493 amino acids)
Source: RefSeq, a predicted model, not a curated record
AUAUCUAAAUGUUCAUUUUACCUUUUCGUCAAAUUGCUUUUUUUUUAACAAGACUUUAAAAAUUCGAAAAAAAAUCCAGGUUUUGAUCAAAUGCAAAUCCAUUAAAUUUUAGUGAGAAAAAAAUCUAAAAGAUGUAUUGAUAAAGUAAUUUAAAAAAACUUGCACAAAUAGCUAAAAAAAUGUCAUGGUUGAACAGGAAAUAUGUGUUACUAUAUAAGAUACAAUAUCUCAGGAAUGUAUGAUGGAUUAACAUCAGUGCUUUUAAAAAAAGAGGCGGAAGAUAUCGAUGGGACGACAACAAUCUGAAUUUAUUUCAAAAUCAUAUUUAAGCAUUUAUGGGUAUUUAAAAGCAUCCUUGUCGACAUAAUAACAUAGAUGACUAAAAACUGAAAUUGUCAAGAUUUGAGUAUUCAUCCAAAAAUAUAAAAAAAAGAACCCCAAAACUCGCAUACUCUUCAUUUUAAGAAUGAAUUGUCAGCAUUCUCCAGACUUUUGGGUUUAUCGUAGUUUAUAUGAUGUUGUUUUGACAUUGGUUGUUGUUUUGGAGCUAAUAGUUAAAGAUCUAUGGAAACAUUUUAGCCAACAAAUGCGUACUACGAUUUUUGUACAACAGUAUAGUAUUAUCUUUCUCAAGUACAUCCAUUCAAAAUACCAUCUUUCAAGGACAAAAGAAAGUCAUGAUACACUAAAUACAACCCAGACGUUAGACAGGUCACAUUAAUAGGUUAAGAAGUUUUAAAAAGAUAGAAAGAAUACCAAGAGGGUAGUCUAAAAGCUUAAGUCGAAGAAAGACUGACAAUACCAUUGCCACAGAGACAAACAACAGUGUCUACAAACAUUAUAUAGAAAACUUAACAUUGAGCAACAUGAGCACCACCAAUAACCGGGAGUCAACUCACCUGAUAUGAUGGAAGGGUUAACAGUUGUUGCUCCACUUGUUACACUUGGUGUGAUGCUAAUGACAUUUAAAAAAAUGCUUUGUUUUGUUAAGUUUUUUUUUUUCUUUUUCUUUUUUUUUCCUCAUUAACGAAUACACCACAUUUCCUUCCAUUCAUGUAUGCCUGAAGAUCAAUUAACCGAGUUCUUGAAAUAUGUUGUCGAAAAUGAGUGGGCAAAUCAAGCUUUUUAAUAUCUAUAUUGCUGUGUUAUGACAAUUGGUGCAGUUAUCAACAAAUUGUGUUUUUUUUUCCUCGACCGAGGACAAGACUAACGACAAGUUGAACAACAGACCCUUGGUAUAUUAUUUAAACAUGCUUAUAAAAGAGAGGCUUGGUAUACGUUUACGAUUUAUUUUGGGAAUAAAUAAUAAGAAAUAGUACUGUAAAGAAGUCGAGAAAGGUUUGCCUAUGAAUCUAUUUACCAAAUGGUCCGCCAGAGAAAUCGUGCUGGCAUAAUAAAAUGAUACAUAUUGGGUAAAUAAACUAAAGUAUGUAAUUAUACUAAAACUACGCCGGUACAACUACCCGAGUCAAAGGUUAUUCCGGAAAAAAACAACGUGCGUCCUACUGAACACGAUAAAAGUUCAAAUAUCUAUUUCAUAAAAAAAGAUAUUAUUUACAAAGUGUUCAUUUAAAUCCUGUAUUGUCUAACUGUCAUUUUCAUUCACCAAGAUCGUUUUAACAAAAGGCAUUAUGUUCGCAUGUUCUAAUUUACAAUGUUGCAUGAAAUAUACACUAAAUUUUUUUUUUAAGUCACAUAUAUGAUCUGAAUUGUUUUUAACAAUAGGAAAAUGGAAACUUUUACAGUUUUCAACAUUCAAAAUAUUUUUGGAAUAUCCCUUGAAAUUUCAGUCUUAUUCAGUUGAUAGAAAUUCUGAGGUUCAAUACCCAUCAUGGACUUCAGUUGCCGCAUACACCGUGAACAAGUGUAUUUAUUCUACUGUACUGAUCAUGAUGUUCCCUGUUGUUCGGAGUGCAAGCGAGUUUCACACAAGCCUACAUGUAACAUGCAAGUUAUGGACCCUUACACAAACGAAAAAGAUAUCGGUAUCAAAAUGGCCGAUAUUCUGAAACGUAUGAAUAAAACUAACACUCUUUUAGAUGAAUUGUAUAAAGACUUCUAUAAAAGUAGGAAACAUCUAUUGAAGCAGAAGGACAAAUUUGAAAUUGAUUUACAGCAGUUUAGAAAGCAAAUCGAUGCAUACAUUGACGAAGCUGAAAAUAAAGUUAGGGAGCAUUUCCAUGACCUGUACAAUCAGGAAACGGAGGUACUAAAACAAAGAGAAGUUGGUGUAUUGCGUAAAAGGGAUAGUUUAUCUGAAUGGGUAAAAAAUGUCGAGGAAAUGGCCAGAAAAGAAUCGAGUUUACAGUCGUACGUUUACUUGUCAAAGAUUAACAAUUCUUUCAAGGUUAUUGAAAAACAUGCAUCUAAGAUAGAAAGAAAGUUUGAAAAUGUAACUUUGAAGUUCAGCAUAUCCAACGAUUUUCAAGACUUUUUGAAAGGACUUAAACUUGCAUACACUCAAGUGAAACGUACAACCACUGCACAAGAGUCAGAACCUAGUACCGCUUUCCCCAAAACAGACAAAGCAAACCAUGUCCAAGAAAAAGACCAAAGUCUGCAAAAGGUUGGCGAAUUUAGUAUUUCCAACGAUACAGAUUUUCAUUCCUCUUCAGACAUUAAACUUUUGCAAAGUGGAGAUAUCGUUGUCACUAAUUUAAACAAUCGUAAAUUAGUAGUUUACGAUCAAAACGGUUUAGAAAAAGUAGAAAUGGAACUUUCCCAUAAUCCUUUAUACCUUGCUACUUUGCCAGAUGAUUUGAUUGCCAUGACCUUGGCCAAUGAAAGAAAACUUGUAAUUCUAGAUUUAAAAGAACGAAAGGUUCAUAGACAAAUAAAACUAGAUGACGAAUGUCAUGGGAUCGCACAAACAGGACAUCGUCUUAUUCUAAACGGUAAACUCAAGGGUUUGUUAGUAUUAAAUUCUGAUUUUGAAGUUGAAAAUAUUAUUCCCGACAUAACUGGAAAACAUAUUCUGUGUGGAAGAUCAGACGGAACAGUUGUAGGAGGAACCUUGCACUGUAACAAUAUUUAUUGCAUAGACAUACGCGGAGUAAAACUGUUUGAAAUUUCACCACCAGGACUAGAAUAUCUCAAUGGAAUCUCUGUUUUCAAUGCAGGGGACAUUUAUACUACAGGUUUCCUGUCAAAUACAUUACACAGAAUUGACAGUAAAGGAGAACACAGCUGCGUUGUAUUGAAUAAAGACGAUGGAAUAAAUCUUCCGCGCUCUAUCUGUUCCUGUAAUUCUACCAAGUCUAUAAUGAUUGUGAACAAUGAUGGACGAUUAAUUGUUACUUACAGUUUGAAGUAAGGCAAACGUGGGCCUGUUUUUGUACUUACGUGUUAAUCAUUCUGGGAUUAACAUUAGUGCUUUGCAUAAAGUUUGGUAACAAGUUGAACUAAUGGUUUGACAUGAAAUAUCAUAGUACUUCAUAUACUAUAAUACACAAAAAUGAAUUUAAGUCCAUAUAAAUUGUUCAAGAAGCUUGGGUCUCUAAAUUUAAAAACAAAUAAAAAGUUUAAAAUACAUUAUUUUGCCAUGUUUACAGGGGAUUAAUAGUGUAAUUAGGGGGGGGGGGGGGGGUCUUUUCUGUUUGUGUCCUCCAAGUAUGCAGUAGUUCAUUGGAAGACAAUUUUCUAAUUUUGGUAGAAUAUAAGAAUUAUACCACUCAUAUCAGAAUGGUUGACAUCUAUGUGAUUUUUUUAAAUUAUGUAUAUCAAUUGCAUGUUGAAAAUUACGACACACAGUUGUAUGUAUCCAUCCAGGGAUUUGAACAUAACUUCAUUCAAAAUGUGUUUUUGUUGGAAAACUAAAAUAAAUGUGAAGGAAAAAUUCAAAGUACGACAAUUUAAUAAUUCCAUGUACCCGAAAAUAUGUUCAUUCAAUAUAGUUUAUUAGUUUG